GAUCGCCCUUGGGUAUUUUAAUUUUUCCCUCUGUCCACAUUCCACGCCCACUCCGUGUCCCUCCAUCAAUCACUAUCUGAAACUUAUCAAUUCGACUCGCCAAAAUGAGAGAAGUUAUUUCUUUGAACGUUGGUCAGGCUGGUUGCCAGAUUGCCAACUCCUGCUGGGAGCUCUACUGCCUUGAGCACGGUAUCCAGGCCGACGGUUACUUGACCGAGGAGCGCAAGAAGGAUGACCCCGACCACGGUUUCAGCACCUUCUUCUCCGAGACUGGUCAGGGCAAGUACGUUCCUCGCACCAUCUACUGCGAUCUUGAGCCCAAUGUUGUCGAUGAGGUCCGCACCGGUACCUACCGCAGUCUUUUCCACCCCGAGAACAUGAUCACUGGCAAGGAGGAUGCCUCGAACAACUAUGCCCGUGGUCACUACACCGUCGGCAAGGAGAUGAUCGACCAGGUCCUCGACAAGGUCCGCCGUGUUGCCGACAACUGCGCCGGUCUCCAGGGUUUCCUGGUCUUCCACUCCUUCGGUGGUGGUACCGGUUCCGGUUUCGGUGCUCUCCUGAUGGAGCGUCUGUCCGUUGACUACGGCAAGAAGUCCAAGCUGGAAUUCUGCGUCUACCCUGCUCCUCAGAACGCCACCUCCGUUGUUGAGCCCUACAACUCUAUCCUUACCACCCACACCACCCUUGAGCACUCCGACUGCAGUUUCAUGGUUGACAACGAGGCCAUCUACGACAUCUGCCGCCGCAACCUCGGCAUUGAACGCCCCAGUUACGAGAACCUCAACCGCCUGAUUGCUCAGGUUGUCUCUUCCAUCACCGCUUCUCUCCGUUUCGACGGUUCCCUCAACGUCGAUCUCAACGAGUUCCAGACCAACCUGGUCCCCUACCCCCGUAUCCACUUCCCUCUGGUGGCCUACGCCCCCGUCAUCUCCGCGGACAAGGCCUCCCACGAGUCCAACUCCGUCAGCGAGAUCACCAUGAGCUGCUUUGAGCCCAACAACCAGAUGGUUAAGUGUGAUCCCCGCAACGGCAAGUACAUGGCCACUUGCCUGCUGUACCGUGGUGAUGUCGUCCCCAAGGAGACCCACGCUGCCGUCGCCACGCUCAAGACCAAGCGCACCAUCCAGUUCGUCGACUGGUGCCCUACUGGUUUCAAGAUCGGUAUCUGCUACCAGCCUCCCCAGCAGGUCCCCAACGGCGACCUUGCCAACCUCAAGCGCGCUGUCUGCAUGCUGUCCAACACCACCGCCAUCUCCGAGGCCUGGUCCGCUCUGGACCACAAAUUCGACCUUAUGUACUCCAAGCGUGCUUUCGUCCACUGGUACGUUGGUGAGGGUAUGGAGGAGGGUGAAUUCUCCGAGGCCCGUGAGGACCUGGCUGCCCUCGAGCGCGAUUAUGAGGAGGUUGCCAGCGACUCCCUGGAGGAGGAGGUUGAGGCCGAGUACUAGAUCUGACCGAAUUUUGGGCGGGAGUCCCGCGGGGGGUCCAGCCGGGCCGUCCGGGUGGAAGCCGUGGCUGGCCCUGCAGCAAUGUGAAUUGAUCCGUUGGGGCAAGGCGUUGGCCAAGGUUGUAUACCCAAAUGAGCAGCGGGACUCUGGCUGCAUGCAAAUAGGAAGGAGAAGCUUGGCUCCGUAGUACAGACUAUGUUUUCUUUUUGUCUGAGUAUAUUUUCUAAUAUCCCUUGAAGCAGCGCUGAAAUUUACUCGCUCGUUCGAAACACAUAUGCAGGAUUUUUGGGCGCCUAAGAGAAUUGUAAUCUACAUUUUGCAAGUUUCGAGCGAAUUGAUGAUCAUCCCUGUAGUGGUAAAAUGAGAAGAAAAUGACGAUGAGCGAGGAUAUGCGCUGUUACCAGUACUCUCCCGUGGUUCGUAUUGCAUGGCGAAAGGAGUGAAUGGUGGUAGAAUAGGAGGGAUGGCUUUUGAGAU
Molecule: messenger RNA, 1928 nt
Organism: Aspergillus vadensis CBS 113365
Lineage: Eukaryota; Fungi; Ascomycota; Eurotiomycetes; Eurotiales; Aspergillaceae
Product: tubulin alpha chain
Exons: 6
Coding region: 105-1451 (448 amino acids)
Biological process (GO): mitotic cell cycle; nuclear division; nuclear migration by microtubule mediated pushing forces
Cellular component (GO): spindle; microtubule; cytoplasm
Molecular function (GO): structural constituent of cytoskeleton; GTP binding
Source: RefSeq, a predicted model, not a curated record